Molecule: messenger RNA, 3008 nt
Organism: Hippocampus comes (tiger tail seahorse)
Lineage: Eukaryota; Metazoa; Chordata; Actinopteri; Syngnathiformes; Syngnathidae
Product: neuronal acetylcholine receptor subunit alpha-7-like
Exons: 10
Coding region: 77-1480 (467 amino acids)
Biological process (GO): monoatomic ion transmembrane transport
Cellular component (GO): postsynaptic membrane
Molecular function (GO): acetylcholine-gated monoatomic cation-selective channel activity; transmembrane signaling receptor activity
Source: RefSeq, a predicted model, not a curated record
ACGUUUCCACAAAUGUUAUAAAAAAGCCACCCCACUAAGAUCCACAUUUCUCCUCCAUUUCCUCUUCUGGGCCACCAUGGAAACACAUCAUGUUCUGCUUGUUCUGCUGGUGAGCGCAUGCACUGUCCAAGUUUCUAUUCAAGGGCCAAGUGAAAGCAGACUGUUUGAAGCUCUGUUGCGUGAAUACAAUAGACUGGAGAGACCAGUCUACAAUGAGACUCAGACUCUCAACGUUGAAGUCGGCAUCGUCCUGAGGCAGAUCAUGGAUGUGGAUGAGAAGAGCCAGGUGUUGACAACCAACAUUUGGCUGCAAAUGUCCUGGCAUGACUAUAAAUUACAAUGGGAUGCAGCUCAGUAUGAGGGCCUGGACACUCUACGAUUUCCUGAUAAUCUCCUUUGGAAGCCUGAUAUUCUACUUUAUAACAGUGCCGACCAAAAAUUUGAUCCCACCUUCAAUUCCAAAAUUGUGGUUAGCUCCUCUGGCAAAUGCUUGCAUAUCCCUCCAGGGAUAUUUAAGAGCACCUGCCGAAUUGAUACCCGCUGGUUCCCCUUUGACAUCCAGAAAUGUGACCUCAAGUUUGGCUCCUGGACUUAUGGGGGCUUGUCUUUAGACUUAUCACUGAUCGAGGCAGACAUCAGUGAAUAUGUUCCUAAUGGAGAGUGGGACCUUGUUGUGGUUUCAGGAAAGAAGAAUAACCGCAUUUAUGAGUGCUGUACGGAACCCUAUCCUGAUGUCACGUACACCAUAGUGAUGCGCAGACGGACUCUCUUCUAUGUACUCAAUCUGCUCAUCCCCUGUAUCCUGAUCUCCAUUUUGGCCCUUUUUGUCUUCCUGCUGCCUGCUGACUCAGGGGAGAAGAUAUCGUUGGGAAUCACAGUCCUACUCUCCCUAAUCGUCUUCAUGCUGCUACUUGCAGAAAUUAUGCCGGCCACUUCAGACUCUGCCCCUCUAAUAGUUCAGUACUUUGUCAUCACCAUGGGCAUUGUUGCGCUCUCUGUGAUUCUCACGGUUGUGGUCCUACAAGUUCACCAUCGUGACCCUAACGCAGUAAGGAUGCCAAAGUGGAUCCGUGUGGGCCUCCUUGAAUGGUGUGCCUGGUUUCUGCGCAUGAAGCGUCCAGGUGAGGACAAAACACAGAGCAGUCCGUCCAGCGUGGAUGUCAAAGCCAAAAUGGAGAGUGGUCACUCGGCCUCACCAGAGUCUGGUGAGGGAGAGCUUCUCCUCAACAAAUAUCCGAGCCCCACAGUCAGCAGCAGUGAAUCAGAGCUCGCCAACAUCCUUGAUGAAGUGCGCUAUAUUGCUAAACGUUUCCGUGACCAGCAACAGGUGGAGACCAUGCGCAGUGAUUGGAAAUUUGCUGCUGCUGUGAUCGAUCGUCUUUGUUUCGUGAUUUUCUUGACAUUCAUUGUCCUCUGCACCUUCGGGUUUCUUAUGUCAACACCAAACUUUACUGAGGAUGUUUCCAAUGUGCUCUCUUGAGAAUGUGGUACAAAAAUAAAUACCACAGUGAAAGCAAAAAUUCACAUCAUUUAUCUAUCUUUUUUUAAGCACGUGGUCAUCUAGAAACAGUCAGUCUGGUGGAUCACUAUAUAUUGUAUGUUAGUUAUCCAUAUACUGCCAGGGUAUGCCUAGUAUUUGAAUGUACAGUGCCUUGCAAAAGGUGUCAGUCCCUUGACUUUUUACCAUUAUUGUGACAUUACAACCAUUAAUUCAAACAAGUUCUUUAUUGGAACUUUAUUUGAUGAAUCUGCACAAAUGAACGUGUGCUGGUUAUUUUAUCUUAAUGCUUGCUAUAAUCCCAUCAAUUAGCAGAAGACUGUAUAUCCUCAGUUAGAUUAUUUAAUCACGCCUAGAAGCUCGACGAUAUGAGGCCGCUCUACCGCACAGUUGUCGGUUCAAAAUGAUACCUGUUCUUAUUUUGUUUUUGGCCACACCCAUGCAGGAGAGCAGCAAAACUUCACAAAUGAAUGCAUAUGCCCCAAAUCUGAUUUAAACUAUUUGAAGAGUGUAUACAACUCUAAGUAUGCGAUGCGUCUGCAGUAUGAACGCUCAUUCGUUCACAUUCGACCUCGACAUGAUUGAAAGCCCAAAUUUUCAACUCUCGUUGGAGUGGUUUAUAGCUAAGUGUGAAGCGGUUGGGAUGAGAACCAGCCUCUGCAAUUCUAAAACCAUAAUACUCAAUCGGAAAAGGGUGAAGUGCUCAUCGAUAAGAUCCUGCCCUACUUGGUGAAGUUUAAGUAUCUUGCAGGCAGGUUAGCACAGUGUAUGCAGUGAUGCGGACUUUGCAUUGGUCUUUUGUGGUGAAGGAAGGAGCGCAACUGAAAGUGGAAACUCUACCUGGGGCUGACAUUCCCAUAACACAGAUGACGCACCGCGUGCCGGGCCCCUAUGGGAAUGGUCUUUGUAAGUGGCAGGUGGGCUUUCACUUGUACAGCGCUUUUCUACCUUAGGUAUUCAAUGUCGUGGGAUUUUGGCCUAUUUUGUACUUUCUGAAAGUCUUGCAAAGUUUUCUUUUGGGAAAUCAGAGUAUCAGUGACAGGCCAUUUUCGGAAGGUGUGGCUGAAUCCCAUAGGCUCAAAGGCGCAUUACGGUUUGGCUUGCAGUCUGCCACAGAUGUCAGUACAUUCCUUCCUCCUGGACUGCGAUAUUGUGAUGGGUUCCUCAUGUUUCUGAUGUGGGUCUGAGGAUGGCUCGACACUCACAAUCUGAUAGAUAGGACAGUUGCCUGAAAAUUCCAAGCUGUGUCUGUCAUUUGUCUCACUGCAGCAUUUUAUAAUAUGGAUGGUGCUGGUCAGGGGGACAGAGGGUUGCAUGUUCUAGGCCAGGCCAUUGAAUAAAAGAUGGAAAUGAGGACUAUUUCUGGGAAGAGCCCAGUGUGACCGCCAAUCACUGCCGAACAAAAUACAGAGCAGUGAACUUAAGGAGUGCACGUGCAACCACAAUUUUUGUUUGGUUUGUUUUUCAACUGAAUUGCGCAGGUACGUAUUCUCAUAUUUCCUUGAAAAAA